Molecule: messenger RNA, 5139 nt
Organism: Triplophysa dalaica
Lineage: Eukaryota; Metazoa; Chordata; Actinopteri; Cypriniformes; Nemacheilidae
Gene: rereb
Product: arginine-glutamic acid dipeptide (RE) repeats b
Exons: 17
Coding region: 776-4219 (1147 amino acids)
Biological process (GO): regulation of DNA-templated transcription
Cellular component (GO): nucleus
Molecular function (GO): transcription corepressor activity; sequence-specific DNA binding
Source: RefSeq, a predicted model, not a curated record
UCAUGCGUUUGGGCGCAGCGGAGCUUUUUGCGACGCCGCGAAUACUUUUGCAUUCGAGUGCAAAUCGAGAUGAUUUUGAACUUGACAGCUCGUCUCGCUCGGCCACACACACGCAAAGGCCAGUCAGGAGCCUUACGAGAUAAAACGGGGCAGAUGUUAUCGAUGCUUUUGGUGACCGUUAAAUAUCUCGUGCACGUCGAACCUGUUUCUAGUCGGAGACCUUUUUUAUUUCGCCUGAUUGCAAAUAUGUGUCAUUUUCUCCGUUUUCGCGUUACAUUUUCUUUUUGCGGAAAAUGUCCGGACACGGAAAUGAAUUUGUGCACUUUGGAGUGUAAAUGAGAUACUUGCUAGAUUUGCACUUUAAUUGAUUUUGCACAUUGCUUUGCAAUGAUUUAUGUGCAAAUAUAUUAAAUGGUCGUCCAAGCCCCCGUUUAUAUAACCUUUGGAGGGAACAGAUUAGUCGGACGUUGAUUUGCUGUUCCACGAACUGGGCGGGUUUUGGCUUGUUUAACACGACUGCUGAUAGGCUUAUUACGUUUUAUGAUUAACAUUGAUAGAAGGCGAUUUAAAAGGGUGGAAAACAGCGACAGAUGACAGCGGGCCGAAGUUGGCCAACUUUUGGCAGCUGAACAGCACACAAGGAGAGAUUCGGGUGGGACCAAGUCACCAGGCAAAACUACCUGAACUGCAGCCCCCACCUGCUUUGGGAACAGAGUCUGUUACUGAAAAUGAGGAGCUGGUGUGGGCACCUGGAGUCAAUGACUGCGACCUUCUCAUGUACCUCCGGGCUGCCAGGAGCAUGGCAGCUUUCGCAGGGAUGUGUGAUGGAGGUUCGACAGAGGAUGGCUGUCUUGCAGCUUCACGGGAUGAUACCACAUUAAACGCUUUAAAUACGCUCCAUGAAAGCCAAUAUGAUGCCGCUAAAGCUCUGCAGUGCCUGGUGAAGAAACCGGUUCCGAAACUGAUUGAGAAAUGUUGGUCAGAAGACGAAGUGAAACGGUUUAUCAAAGGCCUCAGACAGUAUGGCAAAAACUUCUUUAAAAUCCGCAAGGAGCACCUACCUAGUAAGAAAACGUGUGAGCUUAUCACAUUCUACUACUACUGGAAGAAAACUCCAGAAGCUGUGGGCUCGCGACCACACCGCCAGCAAAGAAGGCAGACGGCGUCUCGCAAGGUGAAAACGCGCAACGCAACAGCUGCAGCCAAUGCGACGUCACGCACCUCCUCCAUGGAACUCAGUUCAGCCAGUGAAGAUGACCUGGACAGUGAGGAUAGUGAGCAGGGGGUCAAAGGCCAAGCCUGCAGUCACUGUCUGACCACUAAUUCCAAAGACUGGCAGUAUGGGGGCAGAGACAACGUCUUGCUGUGCUCCAGUUGCCACUCGCACUUCAGCAAACACAGACGCCUGCCGCCUGUUCCCAAACCUGCUGAUCCGCCCUACCUUUUCAAACCUGUCAAAGAGGAGGAGGAGGGGCUUGGGGUCAGACACGGGAUGAAGACCCGUCGAAGUCGGAUGCCGGCUCAUAUGUCAUCUCUACGGAGUGGGCGCAAUAGGCCAACUGGAAGUCCUGAAAGGGACACGUCUCCCAAUCUGGAGGAUGUACGAUCUAAUGGACAGUCGCCCAGAACCAGUUCUACUACUAUGGCAACCAGGGCAUCCAGCUCUGAUUGCAAGAACGGAGUGGCCGGGAAGACCACCAAGAAAAUGAAAGUAGAGGCUUCUCUAGUAAAGGGUGUGAAGAGACCGAGAGAGACAACUGCUCCCGAUGCCGAUGAACCAGAAAGAAAAAGCAUGAAACGACUCAAGACUCAGGAGGGACCCGAUUCCCCAUCAGAAGGUGAGGGUGAAGGCGAGAGCUCAGACAGCCGCAGUGCCAAUGACGAUGGCAGCAGCGACACUAAAGACAUUGAUCAGGACAACCGCAGCUCUUCGCCCAGCCUUGCCAGUCCUUUGCAGGCCAACGAGAGCGACUCAGACUCCCCUGCUCCUCCACCUGCCCCACAAGCUCAACCCCAGCAGCCUGCUGCCACACCCUCUCAACACACUCUCUCUGAGACACCACCAUCACCUCAGCCCUCUCUACCUGCAUCUUCAUCCGCACCAUCACCUGGAGCAAUUACUGCCGCCCCGAAGGCAACAUCCGUAGAUGUCUCCCAGGAGGUUCCAUCUCCUACCGCUUUCAGGACUGGUCCCAGGGUACCAGAACCUCCCACCCCUUUUUCAACCUCCUCGUCUCAGCAGGUGCAGUGUCCAGUGCCGGGACAACCUUUCCCUGUACCGUCGCCACAUUAUCAACAACAUCCAAGCCAAAUGCAGAAUCCUUCAGCUGGAGCAAACCAGCCACUUGGGUUUCCUUCCAGGCCUCUACACAUUCAGCGUGAAAGUCCCCUUCCUCCUCUUCCCCCUACAUCAGCUUCCCAAAACAAACCCCCUCCAACCACACCAAUUCCACCUUCGCACAAACAGCCCCCUCACCUUUCUGCUCCUCUGCCCCAUUUCUUGCAGAUCCACCCCAAUUUGCCUCCACCUCCUGCCCUGAAACCUCUCGCUUCAUUACCCUCACAACACAUGCCGUGCUCCCAGCCUCCUCCACUCCACAUAUUUCCACAAAUUCAGUCUUCCAUUCCGACACAUUCACAGAGCCAGCAGGUCAAAGGUCACCCCAGUGGUGCUCCUCAAACUGCUGGCAGUUCUCACCCACCACCUCCUCAAAACCGCUCAGCACCCGAGUCCACUGCUCCAUUCUCUCUUUAUCCUUCUUCGGUUCCUGUCGCUGCCCAUCAGCCUUCCACAUCCUCCUCAACAAGCACUCCUGUUGGACAAGCUAAUAUCAAAGAGGAGCCAAUCGAUGAGGAGGAGGAGUGUGAAAGCCCACCUCCCCCGCGCAGGAGUCCCUCUCCAGAGCCGACAGUUGUUGACAUACCCAGCCAUGCAAGUCAGUCAGCAAGAUUCAUCAAACAUCUAAGCCGAGGCUACAACUCCUGCGCUCGCACAGACAUGUACUUCACUCCCCUUGCCUCCUCGAAACUGGCCAAAAAACGUGAGGAAGCUGCCGAAAGAUCCAGGAGAGAGGCAGAGCUAAGUGCUCGCCAGGGACGAGAGAGAGAAAGAGAGAGGGAACGCGAGAGGGAGAGAGAAAGAGAUCGAGAAAGAGAGAGAGACUCUGAUAAAGCAUCUCGUGCGUCUAGCUCAUCUCAUGAUGGCCGCAUGAGCGAUCACCUGCUCGCAGCCCAUGUGCAAUCAGGCCGCCCAUCAUUCGAACCGCCUCCCACUACAGUGGCUGCCGUUCCACCUUAUCUUGGCCCCGACACACCGGCCCUCCGCACGCUCAGCGAGUACGCCCGCCCCCACGUCAUGUCUCCCAACAAUCGCAACCAUCCUUUCUUCAUGCCUAUUGGUCCAGGUGAGCACCUGCUAGCCUACCACAUGCCAGGACUCUAUGCAGCAGACCCCGCUCUUCGUGAGCGAGAGCUUCGUGAGCUAAGAGAGCGAGAGAUACGUGAAAGAAUGAAGCCGGGAUUCGAGGUCAAGCCUCCGGAGCUGGAGAACCCUCUGCAUCCGUCGGCCAAUCCUAUGGAGCAUUUCGCCCGCCAUGGUGCCCUGCCUCUGUCUCAUGUCGCUGGACCUCACCCCUUCGCCCAGUUCCAUCCGGCCAUGGAACGGAAUGUAGCGGGACACCCUCGACCGGAAAUCAGCUACGCAGAGAGGCUAACGGCUGAACGGCUCCAUGCCGAAAGAAUGGCUUCUGUUGCCGCCACUGACCCUGUUGCACGGCUACAGUUGCUUAAUGUUACGCCGCACCACCAUCAACAUUCGCACAUACACUCUCAUCUUCAUCUGCACCAGCAGGACCCGCUCAACCAAGGCUCAGGGCCCCAUCCUCUUGUGGACCCGUUGGCUGCUGGCCCGCCUCUGGCACGAUUCCCUUACCCACCUGGUGCCAUUCCCAACCCCCUACUGAGUGAGUUACCACAUGAGCACGAUAUGCUGCGCCACCCUCUGUUUGGAGUACCGUUCCAUAGAGAUUUACCUGGACCCCUGGGUCCCAUGUCAGCGGCGCAUCAGCUGCAGGCAAUGCAAGCUCAGUCUGCGGAGCUGCAGCGGCUGGCAUUAGAACAGCAGUGGCUACAUGGACACGCACACUUGCAUAGUGCUCCUCUCCCAAGCCAAGAAGACUACUACAGCCGUCUGAAGAAAGAGGGAGACAAGCAGUCCUGAAAUGAAUGACUCCUACACUGUGGACUACAGAGGGAAUUCUGUGUUCAGGGUAUCAGGGCUUUUAUUUCAGGAAACCCUGCAUGGGUUUAACCCUUCUUUGGCACUUAUAAAAGUUUGACUGACUCUUUUUUUGUGCUUCAUGAAAUAACCAGCCUUUCGAAGCACAUUGAAUUUGCUUCCCUUGCAUGAACACUACUUAGAAAUAAUUUUUGUCCGAAAUGAACAUCCCAUGUAAUGUUGUUACUGUGCUGAAAGCACAGCACUGUAGAUUUACUAAGUAUUUGACAAGUGCUGUCCAAUAUCCAGAGUUUAUCACAAUUUAGUUUCAAAGUUUAUUGAAACAUCUGUUUCAAGAUUGUAUAUAUAUUAUAUGUUUAAAAUAAUAUAUUAACUGUUGAAUUUAAAAGUUGCAAUGAUAGAUUUGGAUACGAAAACUUCCGAUGACCUGUGUGCAAAAGUUGCAUGAUUUACAUAAUUUUCUCUGACAGCCUUUUCCAUUUGUACCUCAGAGCUCAUAAUAUACUGUAUAAUCGACAGCAGUGAACUCCAUAAUACCUUUAAGCAGUUUAGCUUAUUCACCAUUUGUUGUUGUAUUACGGAUCAAAUGCAGCCCAAGUAUUAGCAUGUUGACUGUAGUGCAGUUAUUUUUCUAUGAAAACAAUAACCCUAACUCUAAUGAGGGAGGACAUAUCCAAAAUAAUUUCUCUACAAUAGACUUGCAAGGGUACAAUUUUUCAAAUGAUAUUUGCAAUAAAACACAAAAAUCCCAUAUUUCAUUGUAACCCCACUACCAGUGAAAUGUUAACUGAGCAUCUGUACUUGUUGUACAGGCAAUUUCAACAGUCGGGCUGCUGUUUAAUAAAUGGUGACCAGCCUGAAAGGAAAUUUUCACAAUAAAUAAAAAUUUAUUGUAAACACAA